Molecule: messenger RNA, 1224 nt
Organism: Purpureocillium takamizusanense
Lineage: Eukaryota; Fungi; Ascomycota; Sordariomycetes; Hypocreales; Ophiocordycipitaceae
Exons: 3
Coding region: 162-1079 (305 amino acids)
Cellular component (GO): extracellular region
Molecular function (GO): feruloyl esterase activity
Source: RefSeq, a predicted model, not a curated record
CUGAUCAGUCGCCUGGUCGGAUGCGGGCUGCCGAUCAAACGUCGGCAUCAAAGCGGCAGUGCCGGCGCCGUAUAAGUAGCAACGUGUUUCUCUUGCUUCACUGAGAAAUAUCUAGCUACCUUAGUUUUCGAUACGCAAACACAGGCAACAGGUAUCUUACAAUGACUUUUGCGGUCGCUCUCGGCCUACGGGCACUUGCCCUGUUCCUCGGCCUCGUCGGGGUCAUCGAAGGCGCCACCGUUCAACGUCGUGCCUCCCCAGGAUGCCCGAAGCCGCACAAUUUCGUCGGACAGACAAGGGAGUUCAGCUUUGACAGCAGUGGUGGCACGCGAACGUACCGCAUUCAUCUCCCCUCCAGCUACAAGGUCGGCUCGCCGAUGCCUCUUCUGAUUGCCUACCAUGGGUCCGGGAACAAUCCGACAAAGUUUGAGCGGGAGACUCGUUUCUCCGACGAGAGCAUCAAUCCUGGCAUGAUCACCGUUUAUCCCGCUGGAGUAAACAAAAACUGGCAAGGCCCAACCUACGCAACGCCGGGAGUGAGCGACAAGGUCUUCACCACGGAUCUCGUCAACCGCAUCAAGAAUAACUACUGCGUUGACGAAGCGCGUGUUUAUGGGACUGGCCAUUCUAACGGAGCCGGGUUCCUCGGUACGCUCGCCUGUUCGCCCGAGCACGGUGGGCAGUUUGCGGCCUUUGCCCCCAUCUCCGGCGCCUUCUACACGGAUGUCUCCGGGGACGAUCACUGUCACCCUUCCCGCUCGCCCAUUCCGAUUCUCGAGGUCCACGGCACCGCAGAUCCGACCAUUUCGUACAAUGGCGGGACAGGCCGUGGCGGGCCAUUGCCAUCGAUACCAGACUGGCUCUCCCGGUGGGCUCGACGGAAUCAGUGCACCACAUCGGACACUAAGGAUAUUGCCGAUGGCGUACAUGACACAAAGUGGACAUGCGCCAAUAUCCCUGGCCUUCUUGAACAUAUCAAAAUCGACGGCCACAACCACUCUUGGCCUGGACCAAACAACUCGCCGGUUGACGUCUCGCCAUUGGUUAUCAAGUUUCUUUCAAACAACUAUAAGCCUUAGAUCAUCCAACAUAGCAAGGCGCUGAUAGAUUGCCGACAGGUGUACAUGAUGCUCAGCAACGUACAGGUAUCGAAAAGAUAGCUCUCUAGAGAAGAACUAAGCGAGAUAUUGUCGGACAAGUAUAAAGUAGCGUCCAAGAGACCUA